UUUGGCCUCCAGUACUCCCAGGGCAUCAUCAAUGGCUCCAACGCCCGCUGCAUUGCCCUGCUGGAAGUCUUCAAACAGCUGAUCCGAGAUUACUCAACUCCCCCGAACGAGGAGCUGUCACGGGACCUGGUGGCCAAGCUGAAGCCACACAUCAGCUUCCUGAACCAGUGCCGGCCCCUUUCAGCCAGCAUGGGCAAUGCCAUUAAGUUCCUCAAGAAGGAGAUUUCGUGCCUACCCGACACGCUGAGAGAGGAGGAGGCGAAGGAGAAGCUGCAGGACACGAUCGACAAAUAUCUGCGGGAGAAGAUUGUGUUGGCAGCUGAAGCCAUUUCGAGGUCUGCCUUUGAGAAGAUAAAUGACAACGAUGUGAUCCUGGUGUAUGGAUGCCGCCCGCGGCGGGAAGGCCGGGAGACGCUGCACCGGCUGGUGCGUAAGGGCAUUCACUGCACCUAUGUGAUGAUCAACGCCAUUUCUUACGUGCUGCCCGAGGUGUCCAAAGUUCUGCUGGGAGCCCACGCGCUCCUGGCCAACGGCUCUGUCAUGUCCCGGGUGGGGACGUCGCAGAUAGCGCUGGUCUCCAAAGCCUACAACGUGCCCGUCCUGGUGUGCUGUGAGACCUACAAGUUCUGCGAGCGAGUGCAGACAGACUCGUUUGUCUCCAACGAGCUGGAUGACCCCGAUGACCUGAUCGUGCUCCGGAAGGGCCAGGCCCAGCUGGGUGGCUGGGCAGAGAACAAGUCCUUGCGCCUCCUCAACCUGGUCUAUGAUGUGACGCCGCCUGACCUGGUGGAUCUGGUCAUCACAGACUUGGGCAUGAUCCCCUGCACCUCGGUGCCUGUCGUCCUGCGCGUCAAGAACGUGGAUCAGUAGCAGGGGCAGCUGCAGGGACACUAAUAAAGCAGGUGCCAC
Opisthocomus hoazin is the source of this 909-nucleotide messenger RNA. NCBI's taxonomy places the organism in Eukaryota, Metazoa, Chordata, Aves, Opisthocomiformes, Opisthocomidae. The record is from RefSeq and is a predicted model, not a curated record.